AUGGUCAAUGCCUGGGGAGUUGUUACGCUUGGCCUUGCUGCCAAUGCUGUAGCUUCACCAGUUGUUUUAGAUGCGGUGUCAAUAUUCGAUUCCCGAUCCGGGUUUCCUGGUCGUGCUGGUCAAGGCGACGGUCCUGGCCAAGGCAACGGGGCGCCUUCGCAAUCAUGCAACAAGUUCAACUUUAUUUUCACCGGCUUGCCCUGGAAUCACCCCGCAGUCAAAGCAAGCGGUUUCACGCCUCAACAGGUUGAGGCUGGCAUCCGGUCAGAUAUGAAGGCUAUUGUCGAGGCUGGCUACAAUAUAAAAGCCGUACUCGUUGGGCCUGAGGAUGGUUUGGACGACAUCGCUUCCGAGUUGAAGGGCGUGGACUGGAUAGGGACUGGUGUUGGAUUCGGCAUUCGAGGAAAUCCCUCGCCGGUCAUCACGCGCCGGUUGAUGGGCAAGUGA
Messenger RNA from Colletotrichum spaethianum, 447 nucleotides. RefSeq lists its product as uncharacterized. The record is from RefSeq and is a predicted model, not a curated record. The coding region runs from base 1 to 447 and encodes 148 amino acids. Lineage: Eukaryota; Fungi; Ascomycota; Sordariomycetes; Glomerellales; Glomerellaceae. The transcript has 3 exons.